AUGGCAGAGGAGGAGCCGGGCUCCAGGAGUGGCAGGAGGGGCGCGGUGGCAGCUGGCGGUGCCCGGGGCGGUGCCCCCGAGCCCAGCACGCUGCUGCAGGAGCUGCGCGGCUCCAUCUCCAAAUCCGUGCAGAGCAAGGUGGAUUCCAUCCUGCAGGACGUGCAGAAAUUCUCGGACAGCGACAAACUCUACCUGUACCUGCAGCUGCCCUCGGGACCCAGCCUGGGGGAGAAGAGCAGCGGUGGCUCUCUGGAGCUCAGCUCCCUGGGCACAGCCGAGCACAUGCACGCCUGCAGCUGGAUCCGCAACCACCUGGAGGAGCACACGGACACCUGCCUGCCCAAGCAGGACGUGUACGACGCCUACAAGCGCUACUGUGACAACCUCGGCUGCCGCCCGCUCAGCACGGCCAAUUUCGGCAAAAUCAUCCGCGAAAUCUUCCCCAACAUCAAAGCCCGGCGCCUGGGAGGCCGAGGACAAUCCAAGUACUGCUAUGGUGGGAUCCGGAGGAAGACGGUGGUGAGCCUUCCUCCCCUGCCCAGCCUGGACCUCAAAGUCACCGAGACCCAGUCGGAGCUGGCCGAGCUGGUGCAGUCGUACAGCUCGGAGGUGAUGGAGGCCGCCUGUGCCCUCACCUGUGACUGGGCCGAGAAGAUUCUCAAGCGCUCCUUCAACAGCAUCGUGGAGGUGGCGCAGUUCCUGCUGCAGCAGCACAUCAUCAGCUCGCGCUGCGCCCACGCCGACCUGCUCAUGGCCAUGGUGCUCUCAGAAAACACGGACAAGCCCCCCCAGGACCCCCGCCCGCCCGCUGCCCCCAAAAAGAACGGCCUGGACCCCUCGGACAGCGGCGAGCGCAGCCAGGACCAGGCCAAGAAGGACAAUGUCCCCAAAGCCAAUGUCCAGCCGCGGCCAGAGAAGAAGAAACCCCCGCAGGAGCCCCCCAGGCCGGCCAGUAGCCCCCAGGUGAACGCCUUGGUGGCCAGGUUGCCGCUCCUGCUGCCCCGCAUCCCCCCCCCGGAGCGGCCCGCGGUGGCCCCCGGUGCCACCCCCGUGCGUUCGUCCCCUCCCGUGCUCGUCCCCAAGCUGACGGCGGCUCCUCUGGGCGGUGGCACGGUGAAGGUGGCGCUGCCCCUGCCCGUGGGCACGGCGCUCGCCCCCGGGGCCAGCGGGGCCAUCCCCGUGCUCAAUGUCUUGUUGCCCGGGGUCGGGGUGGCCGCGGCGGAGAGCCCGGGUGGCAGCGCCAGGUCGGGAGGGGACAGCGAGGGGGGACAGCGAGGCAAAGCCACCAAGCGGCCCCUGGAGGGAGGAGGAGGAGGAGGAGGAGGAGGAGGGGACACGGCGGCGCUCAAGAGGAGGAGGGGGAGGCCCCGGAAGAGGGGAGGGGACACGGCGGGGUCACCCGAGGACGCGGAGGUCCCCAAGGGGGACGAGGGAGGGGACUCGCCCCCAGGGGCGUCACCCGGGGGUGGCAGUGCCACUGUGGCCGCUGGGGACAGGGGUGGCGGUGCUGAGGAGGAGGAGGGUGGGGACGGCAUGGAGGGCGAUGAUGACGCCGUGGGCGGUGGGGACAGCCCGGGUGGUGGCGGUGUCACUGUCACGGCCGAGGACAGUGUGGGGGGUGGCAGUGUCACUGUCACACUUGGGGACAGCUCGGUCAAUGGUAGUGUCGCUGCCAUUAACAAUGUCCCCGUGCUGCUUGGGGACAGUCCAGUCAAUGGCAGUGCCACUGUCACACUUGGGGACAGCUCGGUUAAUGGCAGUGCCACUGUCCCCCCUAGGGACAGUCCAGUCAAUGGCAGUGCCACCGUCCCACCUGGGGACAGCUCAGCUGGGAGCAAUGGCACUGUCCCCCUCGGGGCCAGUGUGGUCGGUGGCAAUGCCACUGUCACAGCUGGGGACAGCUCGGUUAAUGGCAGUGCCACUGUCCCCCUUGGGGACAGCCCCGUCAAUGGCAGUGCCACUGUCCCCCUUGGGGACAGCUUGGUCAAUGGCAUUGCCACCAUCCACCUUGGGGACAGCCCAGUCAGUGGCAGUGCCACUGUCCCUGCUGGUGGCUCCCCUGGUGGUGGCAGUGCCACUGUCCCUGUCAAGGACAGCUCAUCCAUGUCCAGUGACACUGGGGACAGGCCGGGCAGUGGCAGUGCCACCACUGGGGACAGGCCUGUCACCAGGAGUGCCACCAUUCCCAUCAGGGACAGCCCAGCUGGUGGCAGUGCCACUGUCCCUGUCAAGGACAGCUCAUCCGGGGGCAGUGUCACCGUCCCGGUCAGGGACAGCCCCUCCAAGGCCAGUGGCACUACUGGGGACAGGCCUGUCACCAGGAGUGCCACUGUCCCUGUCAAGGCUGGUCCAUCCAGGGCCAGUGCCACCACUGGGGACAGGCCAAUCAGUGGUGCCACUGUCCCUGUCAAGGACAAGCCUGUCACCAGCAGUGCCACCACCCCUGUCAAGGACAGCUCACCCAGGGCCAGUGGCACUGUUGGGGACAGGCCUGUCACCAGGAGUGCCACUGUCCCCACAGCUGGUGGCAGUGCCACCGUCCCUGUCAAGGCCAGUCCAUCCAGAGGCAGUGGCACUGGGGACAAGCCAGUCAUUGGUAGUGCCACUGCUGGGGACAGGCCUGUCACCAGGAGUGCCACCAUUCCCAGCAGGGACAGCCCAGCUGGUGGCAGUGCCACCGUCCCUGUCAGGGACAGCUCAUCCCAAGGAAGUGCCACCACUGGAGACAGGGCAGUCGGUGGCAGUGCCACCAUCCCUGCCAAGGACAGCACAGCCAGUGGCAGUGUCACUGUCCCUGUCAAGGACAGCUCGUCCACGGGCAGUGCCACCACUGGGGACAGGCCAGGCAGGGGCAAUGGCAGUGUCCCCAUCAGGGACAGCCCAGCCAGGGACAGUGGCACUGUCAGGGACAUGCCAGCUGGGGACAAUGGCACUAUCAGGGACAUGCCAGUCACUGCCAGUGCCACUGUCCCCACUGAGGACAGGCCGGUCACUGGUACUGCCACUGUCCCUGUUAGGGACAGCCCAGCUGGGGACAGUGGCACUGUCCCCAUUGAGGACAGGCCAGUCUCUGGCAGUGCCACUGUCCCUGCUGAGGACAGGCUGGUCACAGACAGUGGCACCGUUGGGGACAGGCUGGUCACAAACAGUGGCACCGUUGGGGACAGGCUGGUCACUGACAGUGGCACCACUCCUGUCAGGGACUGCCCCUCCAGGGACAAUGGCACUCCUGGGGACAGGCUGGUCGCUGGCAGUGCCGCUGUCCCCGUCAGGGACAGCCUAUCCAGGGGCACUGCCACCAUCGUGGACACGCCCGUCACCGCCAGUGCCACCAUCCCAGUCAGGGACAGCCCAUUCUGGGCCAGUGGCACCAUUGGGGACAGCAGUGCCACUGUCCCCGUCAGGGACUGCCCAUCCAGGGGCACUGCCACCAUCGUGGACGCGCUGGUCACUCUCAGUGGCACCGUGAUGGACAGGAGGAUCCUGGGCAGUGUCACCGUGCCCGUCAGGACCAGCCUGUCCAGGGGCACUGUCACCAUCGUGGACACGCCCGUCUUUGUCAGUGCCACCGUGCUGGUCGGGGAGUCCAUCCCCAGGGUCACUGCCACCAUCGUGGAGUCCAGGGUGCCCGGCCAUGCCAGCCUCGCCCUCGGGGACACGCUGGCCUGUGGCACUGCCACCAUGCCUGUCAGGGACUGCCCGCCCAGGGGCAGUGCUGCUGUCCCCAGUGGGGACUGCUCAGGACGGGACAGUGCCACCAGCCCUGGGGACAGGCCUGGCAGUGCCACCACCCCUGACAGGGAGUGCCCAUCCAGGGACAGUGCCACCCCAGGGGACAGGCCUGGCAGUGCCACCAUCCCCGACAGGGACUGGUCAGGAAGGGGCAGUGCCACCCCCGGGGACAGGCCUGGCAGGGACAGUGACACCAUCCCUGACAGGGACUGGUCUGGCAGGGGCAGUGCCACCCCUGAGGACAGGCAUGGCAGUGACAAUGCCACUGUCACCAUCAGAGAGUGCCCAUCCAGGGACAGUGCUACCAUUGGGGACAGGCCUGGCAGUGCCACCAUCCCCGACAGGGAUUGGUCUGGCAGGGGCAGUGCCACCCCUGAGGACAGGCCUGGCAGUGACAGUGACACCAUCCGUGACAGGGACUGGUCAGGAAGGGACAGGGCCACCGUGUCAGACAGAGAGUGCCCGCCCAGAGACCGUGCCACCCCCGGGGACAGGCCUGGCAGUGCCACCAUCCCCGACAGGGAUUGGUCUGGCAGGGGCAGUGCCACCCCCGGGGACAGGCCUGGCAGGGACAGUGCCACCAUCCCUGUCACGGAGUGCCCGCCCAGGGGCAUUGCCACCAUUGGGGACAGGGACAGGCCUGGCAGUGCCACCACUGGGGACAGACCUGGCAGUGCCACUGUGCCCUCCAGGCCCAUCACGCCCGCCCGUGUCAGUGUCAUCAGGGAUGGCAGGACGGGCGCCAGGCGAGGCCACGCCCCCAAACACACCGAGACCACGCCCUCUUCACACUACCACGCCCAUUUCCGUAUACGCUUUGCCGACCACGCCCCUUUACGUCAUGACGAUACAAACCACGCCCAGCGAUGCCCCGGCGGCGCAGGCCACGCCCCCCUCGCCGCGCCGCCGGGCCGCCAGGGGGCGCUGUGUGGCGGCGGCCGCCCCUCAGCCCCGUGA
This is a messenger RNA of Sturnus vulgaris (Common starling), 4689 nucleotides long. Lineage: Eukaryota; Metazoa; Chordata; Aves; Passeriformes; Sturnidae. The record is from RefSeq and is a predicted model, not a curated record.